CGCAUCUCACACAUCUCACACAUCUCUGAAAUUCCGUUCUCUCUCUCUCACAGUGCAAAAGCUAUGUACUCCAACCUCUGCCUCACCGCCACCGCAGUCGCCGCCAUAUUCGCCCUACUCGCCAUCAGCACCACCAGAUUUUCACCGCCGCCGCCGGAGACUCUCGAUGAACCGAACAUAGAAUAUUUGUCAAUUGACGGCGGUGUAGGGCCGGAGAGUUUCGCCUUCGACAGCGCCGGCGGAGGACCUUACACCGGCAUCUCCGACGGUAGGAUUAUCAAAUGGCUGCCUGAUAAACAACGGUGGAUCGAUUUCGCCUUUACUUCUCCAAACAGAACAGGUUGUGAAGAGGAGGGAGAGAAAGAGGAGGAGAGAUGUGGGAGACCAUUAGGGCUCCGAUUCAAACACGGCGACGGGGAUCUGUACAUCGCCGACGCCUACAUGGGAUUGCUUCGAGUCGGCGCAAACGGCGGUUUAGCCAAACCAGUUGAAUUCGAGAUGGAGGAGGACCAGGUUUUGGGGUUCCACUCUUUCAGCUUCGCCAACAGUUUGGACAUUGAUCAACUCUCUGGACAUGUCUAUUUCACCGAUAGCUCUUCCCACUAUCACAGAAGGAACUUCGCGUCGGCUAUAUUAAGUGGAGACAGUUCAGGAAGGCUAAUGAAAUAUGAUCCAAAAUCCAAACAACUAAGCCUUCUGUUGGGAAACCUUUCAUUUCCGAACGGAGUGUCACUGAGCAAAAACAGGGAUUUCCUUCUACUCGCGGAGACCACCAAGUGCAGGAUUCUCAAGUACUGGCUGGGGACGGGCAAAGCCGAGGUGGUGGGGGAGCUCCCGGGGUUCCCGGACAACAUCAAGAGGAGUCGUAGUAGUANAAAAAAAAAAAUUAGUUCUUCCAUUUUUUACACAAAAAUUUAUGGUUUUCUCACAAGAUCCUUCCAUUUAGCAGCAUUUUAUAGCCUUAAAGUUAAGAGCAAGGUUCAAAUGAAUAAAAGCUUAUGGUGGAUACCUAGGCACCUAAAGAUGAAAAAGGACGACGACGUUGAAAUAAACAUAGAUCCGAAGAUCCUCGAAUAG
This is a messenger RNA of Cucurbita moschata (crookneck pumpkin), 1077 nucleotides long. Its product is annotated as protein STRICTOSIDINE SYNTHASE-LIKE 2-like. Gene Ontology annotation, biological process: biosynthetic process. The record is from RefSeq and is a predicted model, not a curated record. Lineage: Eukaryota; Viridiplantae; Streptophyta; Magnoliopsida; Cucurbitales; Cucurbitaceae. The transcript has 3 exons. Bases 64 to 1077 code for a protein of 337 amino acids. Gene Ontology annotation, molecular function: strictosidine synthase activity.